Messenger RNA from Strongylocentrotus purpuratus (purple sea urchin), 2845 nucleotides. Its product is annotated as E3 ubiquitin-protein ligase TRIM71-like. Gene Ontology annotation, molecular function: zinc ion binding; ubiquitin-protein transferase activity. The record is from RefSeq and is a predicted model, not a curated record. The transcript is spliced from 2 exons. Bases 463 to 2358 code for a protein of 631 amino acids. Gene Ontology annotation, cellular component: chromatin; nucleoplasm. Gene Ontology annotation, biological process: positive regulation of DNA-templated transcription. Lineage: Eukaryota; Metazoa; Echinodermata; Echinoidea; Camarodonta; Strongylocentrotidae.
UAUUGAACACCGCCAUAAAGUUCAAAGGUGCUUAUUAUUUCUGUGGGGAAAACCCACUUAGAUGCACAAGCUGCUUUAUAUUCAUAUACGAUCUACUCAAGAGUGGGUUUAGCAUUGUAAUCACAUUUGUAUUGAUGUAUACACGUACUUGAAUAGAGACUCGGUACUUUUGAUCAAAAUUAUUUCCAUUUCUUUCGACACACAAUGUAAUCAAAACGUGAUAAAUUGGUAUAGAACUGCAUGCAGUAAGGACCCCGGGAAGGACACACUUGUUACGUAGACUCAGGAUAUUGGUAAAUUCUACGACGUCACUGCAUUAUAAUUUGUGCUGGCAUGAACUGACGGUUGACUUCUAGUAUACACAUCAGCUGAUCAAACUUUUAAGUUUUAUUGCACAUCAAAUGGAUAUAGGCGAAGAAUGAGCUUGUGUUUGUAAUAAGCCAGAAAUCCGAUAUUUGCACCAUGGCUGAGAAGACCAAGGAAGAGAAAGCUUCAAGCUCUUCAGAGAACCUGACGUGUCCACUAUGUCUUGAUAUCUUCGACGAAGCAACCAUCCUGACUUCAUGCGGACACACCUUCUGUCGGAAAUGCCUCAAGAACUAUGACCUUUCCCACCAGGAUCUCGAUCACAUGAUCUGUCCGCUCUGCAGGAAGAUCACCAAGUUGUCUGUGAACCGUGUCGAUGAUUUCCUCACCAGUGUGACUGUCAAUGGACUGGUAGACGAUUACCACGCCAAAUGUGGAGGGAUGAACGCUGUCCUUGAGAUGCGUCCAAAAUGCACUGCUUGCAAGUUUCAGCAAGAUGCCGUCUCAUUCUGCAGAACAUGUAAUAACUACAUGUGUGAUGGGUGCCUGGAUUGUCAUCAACGUCUUACAGUCUUCUUUGAAGGUCACGAGAUUGUAUCCAUACAGGAUAUCAUCAACGGGAAGGUUAGCAUUGGUCAACUAUCCGAGAAGUGCUGCAUCCACAAACAAGAGAACAAAGAUAUGUUUUGUGAUGAUUGUAAGGUCCACGUCUGUCACAAGUGCGUGAUAGUUGGUCAUCAAAAUCACAAAAUCAAGAAUCAGGCCGACUUUGAGCAGGAGCUACGGGUUAAGGUGAACGACCUUGUCCAGCGUUGUACCGCUAAGAAAUCAGAACUGGAGAAGAACAUUCAGAAUGUGGAAGUACAACGCCAUGAAGUAUAUACUGCCGUGCAGAAACUACUGGACGAUGUCAGUCAAGCCUACAGCAUCAAGGCCAAAGAGCUUGAAGAAAAUCAUCAAAUUCUCAUCGAGCAAAUCAAUGCAGUAAAGCGGAGUUUCCAUGACGACCUCAACGUCUUAAAAUCUAAGAAUCGACAGAGGAUUAAGAGUAUUUGUAGUUCAAUAACACUGGUAUCUAAUGACAGACUGGGUCGUCUUGAGACAGACAGUCUGUCUGCUCAUACCUUGCUCUGUGAGGAGCUGGAUGCCAUGCUGAAGGAGGCUACUGAUCACACUUCUGCGGCAGCCAUUACGAAGAAAGCACAAUUGAAGAGGUUCAAGCCUGCAGAUAAUAGUCGUAUUGAACUCGGUAGCAUCUCAGAAUCAGAUCCCAAGUUGCAAGUUAUUAAGUGUGUAGACAUACGGGGAUGGAUGUAUGGAAUGACCCAGUACUGUGAUGAUAGUGUGGCUAUCGGAUAUUUGGUUGAACAUGGUAUAGAUAUCAUUGAUUCGGCUGGUAAAAAGCACCAGUAUGCAAACAUACCAAGUAACAUGGAGUGUCGUGAUCUUGUGUUUCAACAAGACAGGUCGUUGUGCAUAUCGACGGGUACAAAAGAAGCACACAUUUGUUCUCCCAAUGGAUCAAGUAAAUCAACCAUCCACGUGCAUAAAAGUGACUCUACUCUCAAACUAAACAGAAGUCCAUCAGAUGAAAUCCUUAUCGUUAACAAUGAGAAGCAAGUCUCUAUAUAUGACCCGACUGGAUCUGCUCUCAAACACACGGUUCCAACAAAACACAACCAGACAAGGCAGGUAUCUGCUACCAUGUCGGGUUUGAUCGUCACGAGUUCAUGUUGCACCAAUCCAAGCGUGGUGACGGUCUAUGACAGGGACGGGAAUGCUGGUAAGUCUCUACAAGCUCCAAACGGUGUCUACCUGUAUGCUGCCGUUGAUGAGCAGGACAAGGUGUAUGUAGCGAGUGUUGAUAAAGAGAAUGGUAUCGUGGUGAUCAGGCUCUAUGACCUUGAUGGUCUGAACCUGAAGGAGAGAGUUGAGUUCAAUGUAAUUAAUCUGACGCUUAAAAAUAGUUGGUGUUACUUGGCUUCCCUCUCUCCAGACAUGCUCGCGUUUGCUUGUUACAAGAAGUUGUAUUUCAUCAAAGUAUCACUGUAAUCCAUCUCACACUCUAUAUUACCGUUAAUUUGUAGCCCUCCUCUAAUAUGGGUCAGUAAUAGGGCAUAUAUUGUUUAUUAUGCGAUAACAAAAUGCAUGAGAAGAUGCCUAUUCUCUCGAAAGAUUAUUAUCACUUGUAUAAAGUUGUCAUUAUCCAAAAUAGUUCCUCUCUCGAAAUUGUAUGUAAAUAUUAUGAAAAUAUGCUUCUUGCAUAGAAUAUUUUUUUUCACUAUGAUAAUUGGUACUGCAAAUCAUAUCUCUACGUCAUCUUGGUGUAAUCCUUGACUGUCCCUUGACUAUGCAGCAGCAUGUCAACAAUACUUGCAAGAAAGCAUCUUUGGCCCUCAAAAGAAUAGGUCGUGUCCGCCAUUAUCUCAAUAGCAGGACAACUGAGAUAUUGGUCCACGCCUUUGUAACAUCUUUGCUUGAAAGCUGCAACUGCCUUCUUCUGGGAGCUCCAGAGAGAGAACUAGGUAAAGUUGCAGAG